AGUAGUUGAGAAAGGUAGAGUUGAUGUGGCAGCGGUUAUUUUGAUGUAGUUCAGGAAGAGGAGAACAUGUCUGUUGUGUCGUCAGUCAGCAACCUAACAUUACAAUCAACUUGCUAUCUGUUGAGGUAGUGAAUCUGUUGGGGUAAAUGGUUAGUUUAUUAGUUCCUGCCUGCAGGAAACUAUAGCCGAGGCCUCAAACAUUAACGUGUGAUUAAACUGAUCACAAGGAGCCAAUCACAAAUCACGUUUUUUCCAAUAUUCUUCUUUUAUCUUAUAUGCAACCCCGGAAACUUGCAUAUAUUUUACCGCAAAUGUUGCAUAUCAAAAUUUUUUGCGUUGCUUAUUGGAGUUGCAGGCGGCUUGCAGAGUCCUUCUCUAUUCCCAACUAGAGAGAACGACGCCUCCCAGGGUCUCUGGUAGUGACACCCUGAACAAGGCUAUAUUGCAGAAGGCUGCAGGUUGUAGGUGGCAUUUGCAAAGCAGUUCACGUGUGUUGUCUCUGCUAAAACAUUUUGUGUACAUGCAGGUUUUAUUUCAAUUGUAAAGAAUGAAGAAGGCUUUUGGGUCACCUCAAACACCAAGCAUCAGUACUCUUUCCAGAAGGCCUAAGAUCACACGCCCUCUGCGAAAGCAAUUGGCAACUCCAAUACAAAAUGGGGACAGGUUUAUUGCUAACAGAAGUUCCAUAGAUUUUGAUUGGGCUCGGUAUCUGGUAAAUAAAAGCAAUAUCAUUGGAAAUAAAGCCUCCAUGGAAGAAUAUGACAGGGAGCCAACAGCUAGUUUGGUGAUGGAUUCUAGUAAGAUGUCAAGAAUUUUGAGCUUUAGUAGAAAGCCCUCUGGACAGGGCUUGCAAUCCAUCUACUCCGAAGCUCCUUCUGUUGAUACUAGAGUCAGAACUAGCAGAUCACAGAGCCGCUACAUACCUCAACAUGCAGGGAGGACUGUGAAUGCCCCAGAUCUUGUUGAUGAUAAUCAUUUGAAUCUGCUGGAUUGGAGUGACAGCAAUAUUUUGUCUAUAGCACUUGGCAAUGCAGUUUACUUAUGGGAAGCAAACACAAGAACUACUUCUGAGCUAUUGACAGUAGAUAAUGAUGUUGGUCCAAUAGGCAGUGUCAAUUGGGCACCUGAUGGAAAACACAUUGCCAUUGGAUUGACUAGUUCUGCUGUACAGAUAUGGGACUCUACGUGCAAUCGACAGAAGGUUGCAGGGAGGAGGACAUCUGGAGUUUAUGGAAUCAGUACAGAAAAGAGCUCUGCAGUUUUUGAUAUUUAUGGGCUGUUUUUGCUGUUUGGUGUUCUCAAUGAGGAAUAUUAUAGGACAGAUAUAACAUUUAUGGGCAUCAUCAAGAGAAGGUUGGGUAUAGGAUCUUCACCACCAGACUGCAGAUCAAGAUGAAAUGGAUGUACUCCCUGCUUCAGUGUAACCAUUCCCAUCAAUCCAACCAGGACUAUGACUCCCAUGGAUUAUUAUCCAGAGGUUUGGAGAUGUAAAUGCAGAAAUAGGAUUUUCAAACCCUAGCCUACUCCUAGUCAGUGCCUCAACUUUUCUACUGGUUACUUUCUCACUUCUAUGAUGAAUAAUUAUUCUAUUUGUCAUUUUGUUUAUGAAGGUAUGUCAACUUUA
Cryptomeria japonica (Japanese cedar) is the source of this 1624-nucleotide messenger RNA. Its product is annotated as cell division cycle 20.2, cofactor of APC complex. Bases 548 to 1396 code for a protein of 282 amino acids. The transcript is spliced from 5 exons. Gene Ontology annotation, molecular function: ubiquitin ligase activator activity; anaphase-promoting complex binding; protein binding. Gene Ontology annotation, cellular component: anaphase-promoting complex. The record is from RefSeq and is a predicted model, not a curated record. Gene Ontology annotation, biological process: anaphase-promoting complex-dependent catabolic process; positive regulation of ubiquitin protein ligase activity; positive regulation of anaphase-promoting complex-dependent catabolic process. NCBI's taxonomy places the organism in Eukaryota, Viridiplantae, Streptophyta, Pinopsida, Cupressales, Cupressaceae.